Molecule: messenger RNA, 542 nt
Organism: Tauraco erythrolophus (red-crested turaco)
Lineage: Eukaryota; Metazoa; Chordata; Aves; Musophagiformes; Musophagidae
Source: RefSeq, a predicted model, not a curated record
CUUGUCUUGCAGAUCAGGAAGAAAGCAUGGAGAAGAAGUAGAAGACCAUCGUCUUAGACAGCAGAGCCUGGAGGCAUCAGAUGAUGGAGGAGACAUUCCUGUGAUCCCUGACUUGGAGGAGGUCCAGGAGGAAGAUCUGGCCAUGCAAGUGGCAGCUCCCCCCAGUGUGCAGGUGAAUCGAGUGCUGACCUACCAUGACCUGGACAAAGAUCUUAUGAAGUAUGCUGCCUUUCAAACUCUGGAUGGAGAGGUUGACCUCAAGCUUCUCACCAAAGUUUUGGCUCCAGAACAUGAACUACGAGAGGAUGAUGUCAGCUGGGAUUGGGACCAUCUCUUCACAGAGGUGUCCUCAGAACUAGUGACUGAGUGGGACCUGGGACAGUCUGAGAGAGAAGACCACUUCACUCUGUCCUAGUGCACUGGCACACCAGACAUCUCCUAUGUGCACCCCUGUACAUGGUUUAGCACUUUAAUUUUCUAUUCACUUGUUUGUAUUUGAGAAUUUAUUUCGGACAUGAAAAUAAAUAGGACCUUGCUUCAUA